Anopheles coluzzii is the source of this 644-nucleotide messenger RNA. RefSeq lists its product as uncharacterized. The record is from RefSeq and is a predicted model, not a curated record. The coding region runs from base 1 to 531 and encodes 176 amino acids. The transcript has a single exon. Lineage: Eukaryota; Metazoa; Arthropoda; Insecta; Diptera; Culicidae.
AUGUGCAACCGCCAGUUCACGGCUCACUUUACGUACAACGUACCGUCGCAGGGGUACACCGAGCACGCCUACCUCGAUAAUGCCCGCUGGGUGCAGGCGGCCGAAGGGCUGGUACCGCCCGAUGCGGUCGUCGGCGGCUACGAAGGCGAAGUGACGUUCAUCGGGCGGGCGAAGCAUCGCGGCUCGAUCGUGCCGGGCCGGAUCGUGCCUUCGAAGAAGGCGUGCUGCGUCGUGUGGGGUGGCGAGGAGCACACCAAAUCCGACUACCAGGUGUUGUGCGGGUACGAGGGCCACUUCGUACACGUUGGUGGCGGCUACAUCCCGAACGGAGCGCUGCGGGGCGGUGUGUCCGAGCACGGCAAACCGCUCUACAUUGGGCUGGUGCGCCUGGGAUCGACGACGGUCGUUGGCAAGGUGCAGCCGGAGCACUCCUGCUGCUACAUCGCGGUCGGUGGGGUGGAGAAAGCUUUCCGCGAGUACGAUGUUUACGUUACCACCGCCGGCUAUAAUCAACCAGUGCCUGGGCGCUGAAUGCGCAACGUUUUCACGUCCACCCUCCUCCUUACAUGACAUGACACCGGGAACACGACUACCUCUAUGCUGCAUUUUUUUGAAUGAAUAAACCGUUUCGCGUCACCAUACAA